UGUCAUGUGAUCAGCUGUGUCCAAUCACAGCUGAUCACAUCUCGUGAGAGGAGAGCCGGUAAUCAGCAUUCCACAGAGGGGACAUGUGCACUGAUGAUCAGUGUAGCUCCAUCAAUGCCGCCCGUCCGUGCCGCCUAUCAGUGCCAUAUAGGAGUGCUGCCUUUCAGUGCCCAUCAGUGAUGCCUGUCAAUGCCCAUCAGUGCCACCUACUAGUGCCUCCUCAUCAGUGCAGCCUAUCAGUGCCCAUCACUGCAGCCUCAUUA
Molecule: messenger RNA, 263 nt
Organism: Staurois parvus
Lineage: Eukaryota; Metazoa; Chordata; Amphibia; Anura; Ranidae
Source: the annotation of a GenBank genome assembly